Trichomycterus rosablanca is the source of this 986-nucleotide messenger RNA. RefSeq names its product synapse differentiation inducing 1-like (gene syndig1l). Gene Ontology annotation, cellular component: membrane; intracellular membrane-bounded organelle. Bases 207 to 986 code for a protein of 259 amino acids. The record is from RefSeq and is a predicted model, not a curated record. Lineage: Eukaryota; Metazoa; Chordata; Actinopteri; Siluriformes; Trichomycteridae. The transcript is spliced from 4 exons.
CGGUAAAUCUAACCGAGCUGAUGAGAAUUCCGCCAUUCAUCGGCGCCGGGAUGAACCGAGUCGGAAGCUCAUGGCCUGUUGAACACCAUUAGCCUGUGUCAUAUCAGUCCAAGCAAGGUCAUCGUUUCUUGUACUCUCUUGCCUCCGUCUUCUUUUCUGGCUCUUUGCGCAGGACAGAGACUUACCUCCCUCUAGAUCUGUGUACCAUGGAAAGCCUGAGCGAGCUGCAGAACCCUCUGUUGGACAAGAACAGCAAGCAGGUGGUCAAGGCCGACUACGGCUACCGGAGCGACUUCCUCAGCAGCCAGUACCAGGAGAACAUCAUCAACUACUUCGUGACCAGCAGCGGAGGUAAAGCUGGAGGUGUCGGAGGGGUCGAAGGACAGGUCAGGGUCACGCCCGCUAACGGCAAAACAAAAGCUCAGCUCCUGGAUACCACCUCACUCCACCUGGCGGUGGAGGCCUUCUACAAGCCCAACUUUAUCCUCUACAAGGACGAUGUCAACGUCAAGGCCAAGGAUUACAAAAGCGAGUGCUGUGAGACUACCUUCACUGAAAAGAAAGAGAGGGAGGCGAGCACGGAGACUCCCAGCGUGGAGGAUCCGCAGGCUAAGCUGCUGGAUGAAAACGAGAUGAAGAUCCAGACAGUGUCCUAUGAGGUGGAGGAGGAGGAAUAUGUUGAGUAUGAGACGGAUUGCUCCAGUGACAGCGAGAGUGAAGAUAACUUCAUCGUCAUCCCUCCUCGUGAUCACCUGGGCUUGGCCAUCUUCUCUAUGCUCUGCUGUUUCUGGCCUCUGGGCAUUGCCGCCUUCUACUUCUCUCAGGGGACCAGCAAAGCCGUGACGAAGGGCGACUUUCCUCUGGCCAGCAUCGCAUCCAGGCGAGCUCUGUUUCUGGCUGCCCUCUCCAUUACCAUUGGAACGGGGGUGUAUGUGGGCGUAGUGGUGGCGCUCAUCGCUUAUCUCUCCAAACCCGGUCAUAUAUAG